Messenger RNA from Varroa destructor (honeybee mite), 481 nucleotides. RefSeq lists its product as uncharacterized. Lineage: Eukaryota; Metazoa; Arthropoda; Arachnida; Mesostigmata; Varroidae. The record is from RefSeq and is a predicted model, not a curated record.
GUUCACGAAGCUGUGUACAAACAAACAGGAUAGGUUGCCCUCUCCCUUGAUUUAUCCGUUUAUUAGAGAAGGAGAAAGGCUGGGGUUUAAUCCAUCGAAGUGAAUAUGUACGCGGCGCGAAAUGGCGAGCAAAUUCCUUGUUUUCAACGAAGAAGAGGAUGCACUAGCCAAAAUUAUACUUUUGUUGACACGCGCAGUAUCUCCGGUUUCCUUUUAGCGUUGGAGCGCGGAACAUCAACCUUCCUCGAAGUUCUUAUUAGAAUGCCGAUCCCAGUAUAUGUUCCACGUGCUCGGCAUCUCCUGCGCUACGGGUUGUUGUAUAAUCCCUACGAAAAUAAUAGGGCACUUGUUCAGCACGAGCCCAUAGUGCAGGUGGACUUCGAAUUGUUUGGCGAUGUUGAAGAUUCGGCCCUCAGUUGCCCACAUGAUUCUUAGCAAGGCGAGUGUAAGUGAGCUUUUACCAGCACCUGUUCGACCUACA